Messenger RNA from Chelonus insularis, 3606 nucleotides. It is a transcript of the gene Gp150, whose product is annotated as glycoprotein 150. The transcript is spliced from 6 exons. The record is from RefSeq and is a predicted model, not a curated record. Gene Ontology annotation, molecular function: protein binding. Lineage: Eukaryota; Metazoa; Arthropoda; Insecta; Hymenoptera; Braconidae. Bases 277 to 3156 code for a protein of 959 amino acids.
AGUCACUCGUACACCGUCAGUUCAACGGGGACCCAACUGCACUCGUGACGACCCCACUCUUUCUCGCUACCCAUACGAUUGUACUACACUUUGAGAUUCCUGUGUUUCACAGACUACACGAGCUUAUACGGCGACGUGGACAGUACGAAUAUCGGAGUGUUACAGAGAUUCAAUUUUGUUGCGUUAUCGGACUAAUUAGAGACUUAAUAUUAGUGCAUAUUAGUGAAAUAUACUGAGUUAUUGGAAAGACAAGUUAAAGAACAAAGAAGAAGAAGAAUGAAGCGACACGGUAGAUUAGCAUUGCUACUGCCGUUGUCGGUGUUGCUGAUUACUGCGACAACUAUUCACGCAUCACCGACGUCACAUCGGCCAGAUGAGAAGACAACGGAAGUGGAACAUGAGACUACUUCGACGACAACCAAAACCACGUGGAAAUCGGUGUCGACAACUGAAAGACCAACCAAUCAACCGGAAGUAACUAGCACGACUGCUGCUCCAUUGGGGUGGGUGUCAUUUGAGGAGACUGAAAAGCCUAAAGAUGAUGCAAAAGAGUUGCUAUUCUCCAAGAAUGAUCGUCUUAAAGAGAUCCUUAAACUCGAUGAAAAGACAUCUUCUGAAGAUCUUUCUCGGUUAACAAAGCCUAUUAUCAAUCCCAAGGAUGCACUCUUGCAGGAAAUUCAAACAUUAGAUGAGACUGAAUCAAACAAUCAGAAGAUUCAGGAAGAAGUAGCUAAAGUAAUAAAAGCAGAAGCUCAAAGAACAAGACCAAAAAAACGAUUAAAUAAUCCCAUUACUCUUUCAACAACUUCUGUGCCACCAUCAUCACAACCGGUAUCAACCACUGAAAGUCGUGCAAUGAAAGAGCUACUGGAAGCCGAAACUGACGUUACUUAUAAUGAUAUGGCUGAUGAUGAUGAUGAGGAUGAUGAUGAAGAUGAUGAUAGCGAUGAAGACGACGAUGAUGAUGAUGAUGAUGAUGAUGAAUAUAACGACGAUGAUAUUGAUGAUGAGGAGGAUGUGAUGACAAAUUGUCCUGAUUACUGCAGGUGUUCAGGACAGUUCACUAGUGCUACAACAGCAAGAUGUAGCAAACUGGUAGAAAAGCAGUCCUUCGGUCCAGGCAUCACCCACUUAUUAAUCGAGAAUGCUGGUGAGAUCAGACUCGGCCCACACGCUUUACGAACUCGUAAUUUAGAGCAUUUAGAAACGAUCACGAUUGUCGAUACACGAAUCGCUGGUAUUGAUAGAACGGCCUUCGAUGGAAUUACCUAUCUGUUUGCUGUCAAUCUCAGCCGUACAAAUCUUUUUGACAUUCAUCCAGACACAUUCCAGAACAACAGUCAACUAAAUCUCCUCACUAUUGCUGGUCAUCCAUUACAUAACUGGAAUACAGAUUAUUUAUUAGAUGCUCCAAGUGUAUCAGAGUUUGAUUUCUCAUGGAAUUCUCUACCACAAUUGCCAAAAUCAGCAUUUUCAAAAAUGCCAAAUCUAGCCUAUUUAAAUUUAAAACAAAAUCAACUGAAAAGAGUUGAAAAACACUUGUUUAAACCUCUUACUGCUCUUGCUGAAUUAGAUUUAUCUGGAAAUUUACUGUCAGACCUACCAGUAGAUGUUUUCGAAAAUACGGACCUCCAACGUUUAAAUCUUGCUGGUAACUUUUUAACAACCUUGGCAUCAAUCACAGCUGCAUCUCUUAAUAUAUUGGAUGUAUCAAAUAAUCGUAUUAAAGUCAUUGCAAAGAGUGACCUUGAUAACGUUCCAUUAUUGGAGCAGCUACAUGUGUCUGGAAAUAAUAUGAAGAGAAUUCAUCAACAUGCAUUUUCAGAGCUGGAUCAAUUGGAAUACGUAGACAUUAGUAAUAAUAAAAUAUCAUCCUUAACAGAACAUCAUUUUAGAAAUAAUCCUCGAUUGGAAGUAUUGCGAAUGAAUGAUAAUCCCGAGCUUGGAAGCCUACCAAUCUUCAAAAUUACCGGGCUUGAAUAUAACACAUACAACAUAUAUCGUUUGGAGUGUUCCAAUUGCGGCCUUCAGUUUAUCAAGAGUGGUACUUUUAAUGCGAUGCCGGCAUUGAUUCAUCUAAAUCUUGCCAAAAAUAAACUAACUGGUCUUCCAAAAGGUCUUCUUGAGCCAUUGUCUACUCUUAGAGAACUAGAUCUUUCUGACAACAUGAUAUCUUCUAUUCCUACUCACAUGUUCUACGGAGCGAAGUCAUUGACGAAACUCAAUCUCGCCGGAAAUCCUUUGGUGACACUUCAGGUUACGCCUUUCAUGCAGAUACCGGAACUUUCACGCCUUGAUGUAGAUAGGUGUCAGCUAAGAAGAAUUUGGAGCGAGGCUAGACAACCUCUUAAAUCACUCCGUUUCUUGUCAGUUCGUAACAACGAAUUGGAAAGAAUCACUGUAGAAGAAUUGAAGGCCAUGCCAAAGAUUUCGGGUCUCGAUAUUUCUAAAAAUCCUCUCAACUGCGAUGCGGAAUUCACUGAAGCCAUGGAAUGGCUCAAGUCCCACGGAGUUACACCAACGGAAGCGAUUAAAACCAUGAACCUCAAUGGAAAUAACGGUUAUUCUGCAAUAGAAAGUAUCACCAGCUGGAGUGACUUAACGAAAUUAGUUUGUGAAGACGAUGAAGAUGAUGUUCCAGCUCCUAAAUCAUCAUCACCGAAACCAGACUUAUUAUUCCCAAUUGAAAUUACUGAUGAAGAAGCUGCAGAAAUCUCUAAAGCUGAUCUUGAAGCUGACAUCAAUAAGAUCAAAAUGCUUAACCAUGGAAAACAACUCAAUGAUAAUUUCGAUGAUGCUUGGCAAGAAUUGGAUAAGAAUGUUGAAUACGCAGAUUAUUAUAACGAAAAAACCAUCGAGUCAUAUCCCACAUGGUACUCUACCGCAAUGUGGUCAGUUCUGACAGUAGGAUUUGUCACAUUAGGUGUGCUUUUGAUCAUUAUCCAGUUUGCCCGCUUUAUGGCAAGUCGUCGAGGUCGCGGACCUGUCAUUCGACCACCACUAAUCCUUCGCCAAGGUCUUGUAGAUAAUAAAAAUUGUGGUUUAGUAUACAAACCAUUGCAAGAAGAAAUUCCCACCCCUCAAAUGCCUAAAAAAGGUAGUGGAUAUUCACGAGGACCAUUCCAUUAUAAACAAAUUGUGCCAGAAAGCAGCUAAAUAAUUAUUUCAUAUUAAUUUAAGAAAAAAGUAAGAAAAGAGAGAGAGAGAGAAAAGAAUAAAUAAAUGAGGUAUUAAUAAGAAAAUACUUGUCAAGAGAUUUAAUUAUUAUUCAAUUAAUCUCUUCUUCAAUAAUCAUUUAUUUUUAUAAUGAAAGAAAAUUAGUAAAUGUAUGAACCAUACAAAUUAUAUGGUAACUUCUAAGUGAUAAGUGAAGGAAACAAGGAAUAUUAAUAAGUUAAUUGCUUGAUUUGAUAAAAUUUCAUGUUUAUCAAUAUCAAGAAUGAAUGAGCAACAAUAAUGGCAAAGGGAUUAAUUAUAACUAUUAUGAUUGAUAAUAAUUAAGACUUAAUAUUAAGCAGAUAAUGAAUUUUAUACUGCAAUUUACUGUGAAACUUAAAUGCUGAAGCAUAUUGUACCUAUUAUUAUAUCUUAAUUUUUAUGCAAAAA